This is a messenger RNA of Aplosporella prunicola CBS 121167, 2850 nucleotides long. RefSeq lists its product as uncharacterized. The record is from RefSeq and is a predicted model, not a curated record. The transcript is spliced from 2 exons. NCBI's taxonomy places the organism in Eukaryota, Fungi, Ascomycota, Dothideomycetes, Botryosphaeriales, Aplosporellaceae. The coding region runs from base 1 to 2850 and encodes 949 amino acids.
AUGAGCAUGGAUAAGAAUGCAGCAUUAGACGAUGACCCGUUACCUUGGACGACCGCCCGAUGCAAUCGUCUGCUGAGACCCCUCCAGGCCCGGAUCACAGCUCUGAAGAAAGGAUUAUAUGGCAAGAAUGUGGAGUUAGGGACGGCACCCUCCAAGGUGUCGGUGUCAGCAACGCAGAGCGCAAUUGGAAAGGAUGAAGCCGAGGUCGAGCAAGAAGACAGUGUUUCGGCCUGGAGACGCCCUCAUGACCCGGAUUGGGUCCCGGUACCUACAGCAAGGAGGAACAUCAAGCGCCAGUACUCCGGCCGACCCGCAAAGAGCACCGCACAGCCAAGUCAGAAGAAAGUUGGAGGAACUACCCGACCUGGAGAGAUUUCGAUCCCUACGCCAUUGAUAGCGCGGCAUGCGCAGCCAAAUUUUGGAAGCCCGUGGCGUUCUCCGCAAGUCCGCGACAAGAAUCCCUUUCGAGAGGAGCCGAAGCAGCGAAAGAACCCUCUGGCCAAGCAUCUGGGAUUGGCCGCUCUCAACCAGCGCAAAGAAAUGACGUCCGAAUUGUGGAGGCAGAUCCCUCAGUUGAUACAAAGUUUCAACUAUCUUCUCCAAUCGACGCGAAAGCCAGGGUCCAAUUCUCACUCGGGCACAAGGACUUUGAUGUCGGCAUGCUUAAAACAGAUUCCCACAUAUAUCCAGUUGGAACAAUAUUGGCAAGAUCAGGACAACCCAGACAAGAUAGAAGUGGCAGAUGGCAUAUACCAAGAACUGGAGUCCAUGGGAACGGGAAAUGGUUGGAGGCCUCUGCGGGAAAUUGUCCGGGCGCAUGGCGUUGCACUCGUGGCUGACGCAAUCGCCAAUCAAAUCAUAACCGGUGAGACUGUCAAUGUCCUUAUUAAAGCCUGUAUCCAAAAUCAGGCUUUUGAUGAGGCAGAAGAAAUGUUGUCUGCUUGGCUCUUCGUCUUCGACAGUGUUCCGCAACCGAUGGGCGUCGCAACAGAAUUAUUCGGUUACAGUGAGCCGAUCAACCCGGCCAUUUCAGCAUUGUAUGCGUUUGCAGAACAGUGGAACAGAUGGGGGUUCUUCUAUCGACAUGUUCGGGGGAUGCUGACUUCAUCUUGCCUACCCAUCGAAUGGCUGGCCACUCAAGCAUUCAUGCCAGUUUGGAACAGAAUUAUCCGAUCAGUAUCACAACUCCAAGAUCCAGCCCACGCGGAUGCUGUAAGCUUGCUGCAAACAGUUUUUCUUCUUUCCUGUGGCAAGGUCCCGGAUGAAUGUCUUGGCUCAUACAAGGAUGACGAGGAGAACUAUACAGCACCGAGCUUGCGGAACGCGCUUAGCAACACCAUUUCCAGCUUAUCCACUAUUGUGGCAUCUAUAGUCCUUGUCUCGAAAGACUUGGCUUUGAAUUCUGGCGACCAAGUUUCGCCUGAUGCCCAGGUCGUACAUCGGGCUUUUACAUGUGUUGUUGCCGACCUCACCUCCAACUUGUUCUCUAAAAGACUCAAAAUUAGGUCCGGUAUGGUAAAUGUAAGGCUGGCUUAUAUUUUGACGGCCAACCUGCUACUGCAGGUUACCGGAAACCAACUCGGUCAGCACAUCGCUGAACUCAAUCUCGCGAAGAAUGUGCGCGCACUGGAAGCCGUGGGUAAAUCAUCAGCUCAAGCGCUGGUGGUAUUGCCGUCCUUUGUCUCUGCGCUUGCAAAGUGUUGCGGCAAGGCAUUCAGAGAUGAUGGGUUCGACUAUCUCAAAUUGCUCGUGUACUCCCUCACGUCUCCUCAGACUGGAGCUUCAGAUGAUGGAGAUCUCUCUGCGGAUACGAUCUCACCGCAUGCGCAGUGGUUUAUGAAGAGAUUGGCGCUGGAUAUUGCUUUUGAGCAUGCCGAACAGUCGAGUUUUCCAGCACAUCUUGCCUUUGUUCGCGAAAUCGAAGAGUUUAUGGAAGCCAGCCCAGCUUUUCAGUCCGCGCCGACCCCAUUCAAGAAGACCAGUACCGGACACGACGCUUUCUCAGAAGACGAACAGCCCUUAGGCUACAGAUGGGAAGCAAGCAUCUCCGAAUGGGUCGCCAUCACACCUAAUGUGCUGCGUGAGAAGAAACAGCCUACACAGUCGCAGGGGCACCUUGUGCUACCAGAAUCGCCCUCUCCGACUCUGCUAUCAUCAGCACAAAACGACGGCACGACGGAUUCUUCCCCAUAUCGCUAUUCUAGAGAAGACAUGUUGCCAUCAAGUCCCAUAAGAGCGUCGGAGAUGACACCCAUAAGACCUCGCACGACCCUUAGUCAGAUGGUGCUUGCCAAUGCAACGCCGGACGUACUGGCAGCGGACUCGCCGUUCGUGCAGGUUCCAAAUAAACUGGCGGUAUCCCAUGUGCAGCGGAAAGUGUCGCAGCGCAAGCGACAAUGCAUUGCAAAGCCGCGGACGCGGUCAAUAUCCGGCCCACGCAGCGUGCCAUCAAGCAGCAGCGCCUCUCCGUUUCAGCAUUCAAACGACGCGGAUGCAACGUCCGACAGCGAUGCAGACGACGCAGAGAGCUCUAACACUGAGCCAUCGGACAUUGACGCAGACGAGGAUGAGGAAGAUGAACUUUCUUUUUCCCAGGACUCCGUUCCAGCACCUUCUACAAGGGGUGUGCGGCCGAGCGGAUCCGGGAGAAAAGGUUCCCAGGCGCCAUUGGUCUCGACAAACACGCGCAGAGAAAAAGGAAACAGAAACAGAAACAGGGGACGGCCCCCGAAAAGCCGGGGCGGCGUGGGUCCACGGACGAGGGCACAGCCCGCAGUGGCCAAGCCGAGCCUGAGCGCGUCAUUUGGAUUCGACGACGCUGACAGCGAGGACGAGUUGAGUUUUGUCUGA